Molecule: messenger RNA, 2333 nt
Organism: Oncorhynchus nerka (sockeye salmon)
Lineage: Eukaryota; Metazoa; Chordata; Actinopteri; Salmoniformes; Salmonidae
Product: NACHT, LRR and PYD domains-containing protein 12-like
Exons: 6
Coding region: 110-2140 (676 amino acids)
Biological process (GO): intracellular signal transduction
Molecular function (GO): protein binding
Source: RefSeq, a predicted model, not a curated record
AGGGUUCAAUGACCCACAGAAGGAGGAGUACUUCAGGAAGAGAUUCAGUGAUGAGGACCUGGCCAGCAGAAUCAUCUCACACAUAAAGACAUCAAGGAGCCUCCACAUCAUGUGCCACAUUCCAGUCUUCUGUUGGAUUUCUGCUAUAGUCCUUGAACACAUGUUGAAACAUAAGAGAGAAGAGAUGCCCAAGACUCUGACUGAGAUGUACACACACCUUGUGGUGUUUCAUACCAAACAGAAGAAUGAAAAGUAUCUUGGGAAAGAAGAGACAGGUCCACACUGGAAUAAAGAGAGCAUUCUGUCACUGGGAAAACUGGCUUUUCAACAGCUUGUGAAGGGCAAUCUGAUUUUCUAUGAAGAAGACCUGAAAGAGUCUGGCAUUGAUGUUAAUGAAGCCUCAGUGUACUCAGGAUUGUGCACACAGCUCUUUAAAGAGGAAUGUGGGCUGUACCAGGACAAGGUGUACUGCUUUGUUCAUCUGAGCAUUCAGGAGUUUCUGGCUGCUGUAUAUGUGUUCCUCUCAUUCAUCAACAACAAUGAGAAUCUAAUGGAUGAACUGCAAACAAACGACGAGCCUGAAGUUACUUUCUAUAAGAGUGCUGUGGAUAAAGCCUUACAAAGUGAGAUGGGAAACCUGGACCUUUUCCUCCGCUUCCUUCUGGGCCUCUCACUGGAGUCCAAUCAGAAACACUUACGAGGUCUACUGACAAAGCCAAGAAGCAACUCACAGAGCCAUGAAGAAACAGUCGAGUACAUCAAGGAGAAGAUCGGGGAGGAUCUCUCUCCAGAGAGGAGCAUCAAUCUGUUCCACUGUCUGAAUGAACUGAAUGACCAUUCUCUAGUGGAGGAGAUCCAACGCUUCCUGAACUCAGGAAGUCUCUCAAAACCCAAACUGUCACCUGCACAGUGGUCAGCUCUGGUCUUUGUGUUGCUGACUUCAGAAAAGGAGCUGGAUGUGUUUGACCUGAAGAAAUACUCCAGAUCAGAGGAAGGUCUUCUGAGGCUGCUGCCAGUGGUCAAAGCCUCCAGAGCUGCUCUGCUGUCAGGCUGUGGAGUCACAGAGGAAGGCUGUGCUUCUCUGGUCUCAGCUCUGAGGUCAAACCCCUCACACCUGAGAGAGCUGGAUCUGAGUAACAAUGACCUGAAGGAUUCAGGAGUGAAGCUGCUCUCUGCUGGACUGGGGAAUCCCCACUGUAAACUGGAGACUCUGAGACUCACUGUCUGUAAACUCACAGACACAUCCUGUAAAGUGUUGGCCUCAGUUCUCAGUUCAAACCCCUCACACCUGAGAGAGCUGGACCUGAGUAACAAUGACCUGAAGGAUUCAGGAGUGAAGCUGCUCUCUGCUGGACUGGGGAAUCCCCACUGUAAACUGGAGACUCUGAGGCUGUCAGGCUGUCUAGUCACAGAGGAAGGCAGUGCUUCUCUGGUCUCAGCUCUGAGGUCAAACCCCUCACACCUGAGAGAGCUGGACCUGAGCUACAAUCACCCAGGAGACUCAGGAGUCAGACUGCUCUCUGCUGGACUGGAGGAUCCACACUGCAGACUGGAGAAACUCAAUGUGGAACAUGGUGGAGAGAACAGAAUGAAACCUGGACUUAGAAAAUAUGUCUGUGAUCUCACACUGGACCCAAACACAGCACACAGACACCUCUCUCUGUCUGAGGGGAACAGAAAGGUGACAUGGAGGACAGAGGAGCAGCCGUAUCCUCAUCACCCAGAGAGAUUUGAGGAUUGUAGACAGGUGCUGUGUAGAGAGGGUCUGACUGGGCGCUGUUACUGGGAGGUAGAGUGGAGUGGGAGAAGGGCUGUUAUAGGAGUGACAUAUAAAGGAAUCAGCAGGAGAGGAAGGGUUAAUGACUGUUGUCUUGGAUACAAUGACAAGUCCUGGAGUCUGUUCUGCACUGACAACAGUUACAUUGCCAGGCACAAUAAUAAUCCCACUCUCAUAGACGUCCCCUCCUCCAGCCCCCACAGAGUAGGAGUGUAUCUGGACUGGUCAGCCGGCACUCUGUCCUUCUAUAGAGCCUCCUCUGACACAAUGACCCACCUGAUCACAUUCACCUCCACAUUCACUGAGCCCCUCUAUCCAGGGUUUUGGGUUUGGGGUGAUGGUGACUCAGUGUCCCUGAAAUAAUGGUGAUGGUGACUCAGUGUCAAUAAUAACCUGACACACACACACACACACACACACACACACACAGGACACACACACACAGGACACACACACACUGGACACACACACACACUGGACACACACACACACUGGACACACACACACACUGGACACACACACUGGACACACACACACACUGGACACACACACACAC